Molecule: messenger RNA, 417 nt
Organism: Beta vulgaris subsp. vulgaris (sugar beet)
Lineage: Eukaryota; Viridiplantae; Streptophyta; Magnoliopsida; Caryophyllales; Amaranthaceae
Exons: 2
Coding region: 1-417 (138 amino acids)
Source: RefSeq, a predicted model, not a curated record
AUGGAGUUAGUAGUAGGUGGUACCUGGAAUGAUAAUUUACAAAGGGAGGAAGUUGCGAACAAGGAAAGUGAUAAGCCAAAAACUGAGGAAGAGGUGGAUUUUGAAGUUGUUGGUGGGCUUGAUUCAAAAAGAAGAAUGUAUGGUAUUGGUUCUGCUGCCGAAUCAUACUUUGUAAAGCCUGCUACAAGCAAGAAAACUCAAAAGGCUUCGUCACAACAUGUGAUAAAUCUGGAAAAUCGUAUUGCUCAACUUACUUCAGAAAAUCAGCAACAAAAGGAACUUAUUGAUUCAACAGUAGAACAAAUGAAGCUACUUCAACAACAAUUUCAGAUAUUGAGUCAACAAGUGACAGGAUGCACACCUGCCGGUACACCAUUCCCUCCACCUUCUUUCGAUCCUAAUGGUUGUAGUUGUUAA